Molecule: messenger RNA, 852 nt
Organism: Postia placenta MAD-698-R-SB12
Lineage: Eukaryota; Fungi; Basidiomycota; Agaricomycetes; Polyporales; Adustoporiaceae
Exons: 11
Coding region: 1-852 (283 amino acids)
Source: RefSeq, a predicted model, not a curated record
AUGUAUUAUAUCUCGGAAUAUCCAAAGGACAAGACUUUCAUCAAAGUCCUAGGGCUCCUCGGUUUGACUCGCAUUCAGGUGGCUCUCUUAUGGUACAUUUUCCCUUUCCACGCUUCCAUCGUAUGGCACUACACAAUCAGGGUCCGAUGCGACCUUAUCGAAUCUGCAAGAUUGUUCAAUACCGCAUCGGUCCGUCACCAAACGCUCAAUGCGAUAACCGAAAAAGUACUCCGGGGAAAACUCGUCUAUCAGUGGUCCUUGACGAUCCUAUUAAAUGAAAUUGGCUAUACAGGGUUCUCUUUCGUUGACCUCGUGCGCCUCCAACAUCCCAUCUUUCCCGCCAUCUUUGGUGCGGUCAAAGUCACGGGCAUUUUGCAAGCACUGACAGCCAGCUUGGCAGACAUUUGCGCAAGCAUAGCAUUGAACUUGAUCCUGAGUCAGAACAAGUCGGAUCUAAACUUUAAAACAACGAAUCGUAUGAUUCAGAAGCUGUCAGUUUAUGUGGUUAAUCGAGGGAUCUUAACAACAUUGAAUGCUCGCCAUUAUGUUGGCAUGGACGGACGGAAGUAUCUCUCGAAUGGUCUCACAACGAUGGACCUCCCCGAUGUCGACAUCCCAUUGUCAAAUGACCUACCUCUGGUCCGGCGUACCAAGCCCAUUAUUACCGUGCAUCGAGCUGCUCAUCAAGGAUGCACCGUUCAAGAUGAGAAAGGGGAUGCUGAAUGUCAGAACUGCAGCCUCAAGGAACCUGGAGCUGCUAGGCUGGAAGCAGCUCCCACUAGUGCAAACCUGACUGAUAAAGGCGAUUGCAAAGAGUCGGAUGAUAUAUCAGAAAUCCCGGCAGACUCAUAA